UUGCCCGAACAGAGGAUACUCACUGUCCCAUUCGCAACGCCCCCUCGCGGCGCUCGAUUGAGAUGUGGAGAUGCACCCGCCGCGGCCACCUCAACGGCGGUCGCGCCGCCGUCGCCCCCUCCGCCCGUCGCCGUCCACUCGCUGCCCGACGCCGAGCUCGGCAGCGCCCCCGCCCUCGAUCUCAACUCCUACACGGUGACGCCGCCCAUCAAGCCCUGGCCCAAGCGCCUCUUCCCGAGGCGCCUGGCCUCCAUGGUGAGCCGCCAGCAGAACCUCGACCUCGCCCUCCAAAUCUUCGACUACGCUGGCAAAUACCACCGGGGCUUCUCCCACAACUACGACACCUAUCUCUCCAUCAUCCAACGCCUCUCCCGCGCCCGCGCCUUCGAGCCCAUGGAAUCCCUCCUCUCGCAGCUCCGGGGCUCCCGCAUCCCCUGCGGCGAGAACGUCUUCAUCUUCGUCAUCCGCAAUUACGGCCUCGCGGGCAAGCCCAGGUUGGCCCUCCGGACGUUCUUGGGCAUUGACGGCUUUGGCGUCCAGCGUUCCGUCCGAUCUUUGAACACUCUGCUCAACGCUCUGGUCCAAAACAAGCGCUUCGAUUUGGUCCACACGAUUUUCAAGAACUCCAAGACCAAAUUCGGGGUUGUCCCCAACGUGUUCACCUGCAACAUUCUGAUCAAAGCGCUCUGCAGGAAGAACGAUGUGGAGGGCGCGCUCAAGGUGUUAGACGAAAUGCCCUCCAUGGGCAUGAUUCCUAAUGUGGUCACUUACACCACCGUUCUGGGUGGGUAUGUGUCUCGCGGGGAUAUGGAAGGUGGUAAGAGGGUGUUUUCCGAGAUUCUGGACCGCGGGUGGCUGCCGGAUGCCACUACCUACACCAUUUUGAUGGAUGGGUAUUGUAAGUUGGGGAGGUUGGUCGAUGCCAUUAAGGUCAUGGAUGAUAUGGAGGAAAUGGGAGUUGAGCCCAAUGAUGUGACUUAUGGGGUUAUGAUUGAAGCCUACUGCAAGGAGAAGAAGUCCGGUGAAGCUCGCAACUUGCUCGACGAUAUGCUCGAGAAGAAGUAUGUACCAAGCUCGGUGCUUUGCUGUAGAGUAAUUGAUGUUUUGUGUGAGCAAGGGAAGGUCGACGAUGCCUAUGAACUAUGGAAGAGGCUUUUGCACAAGAACUGUAUGCCAGAUAAUGUCAUAUCGAGCACGCUUAUAUAUUGGCUCUGCAAGGAAGGGAAGAUUUCGGAUGCCAAGAAGCUCUUUGAUGAAUUUGAGAAAGGAUCUAUUCCCAGUGUGUUGACAUACAACACACUUAUUGCCGGAAUGUGUGAGAGGGGCGAGUUGUGCGAGGCAGGGAAGCUAUGGGAUGACAUGGUGGAGAAAGGGCAUGUUCCCAAUGCUUUUACGUAUAACAUGUUAAUCAAAGGGUUCUGUGAGUUGGGUAAUGUGGAUGAAGGCAUAAGAAUUUUCGAGGAGAUGGUGGAGAAAAGUUGCAUGCCGAAUCAAUCCACUUACUAUAUAUUGAUUGAGAGUCUCUAUAAUGUAGGAAGAGUAGAAGAAAUCUCCAGGAUUCUGUCGACCGCCAUUUCUUGUCAAUCACUUGAUAGUGAUUCUUGGGAGUUUUUGGUAACGAAGUGUAUCCGUAAUUUGGACAGGGGGGAUGGGCAUGUUGAGAGAGUGAUGUCAGAGAUUUCUACUUUCUGAUAUCAGUCAAUACGGAUUACCAUCAGGAAUUUGAGUACCAGGAUUCACGUCUCAACUGUCCGACCUCCUUGCUUCCUUAAGCAAUGUACGCUAUAGACAUGCGAAAGUUUCUAGCGCAUAUAACUCUAGAGAAUUUGAACUGAUAAUUGCAGUUUGUCUUGGUGCGGGAGAAAACCACGAUGCUAACGAGAAGAAAAUGUAGGUUUGAUUGCUCAAGCUGUGCUGGCUUCCAGUUACUGCGUUGCAACUGUGACGCAUGGACAGGACCUGGAUUAAGCUUUCUAGGACUUUAUAGACUACCAGCUUGCAGGGUGAUUUCAUUAUAAUUCAGAAAUAAAGGUUCCCACUCGGGGUUCUUGGGCUGCAUAGUUGGAGUGAUUGCCCAGACUUGCCCCGAUGCCUUCCUCUUUGACUGACGGGGUUGUUUGGUUCAGCAUUCCCAAGGGGCUUUUAGCCCCGAAAGCCCCUUGGGAAAAAUUUCAGCCGUUUGGUUCAGCAUUUAGAGCUAUACUUGGGGAAU
Molecule: messenger RNA, 2212 nt
Organism: Eucalyptus grandis
Lineage: Eukaryota; Viridiplantae; Streptophyta; Magnoliopsida; Myrtales; Myrtaceae
Product: pentatricopeptide repeat-containing protein At5g16420, mitochondrial
Exons: 1
Molecular function (GO): protein binding
Source: RefSeq, a predicted model, not a curated record